Molecule: messenger RNA, 7070 nt
Organism: Osmerus eperlanus (European smelt)
Lineage: Eukaryota; Metazoa; Chordata; Actinopteri; Osmeriformes; Osmeridae
Product: centromere protein F
Exons: 16
Coding region: 329-5578 (1749 amino acids)
Biological process (GO): regulation of G2/M transition of mitotic cell cycle; metaphase chromosome alignment; mitotic cell cycle
Cellular component (GO): chromosome, centromeric region; spindle pole; nucleus
Molecular function (GO): microtubule binding; dynein complex binding
Source: RefSeq, a predicted model, not a curated record
UUGUCAGGCAGCACGAGAUUUGGGGGUUUAGCAUUACUGUUGUGAUAGAAAAAGUGUAUUUAAAAACGGUUACACCGGCUACUGAAUACGUAAUAGAACAAAGAACCAGCUAAUAUAAUUUCGCCACUUGUUGAUCAAUAAAUCAAAGCGUGUUGUUGGAUAAUUUGGGGUUUAGUUUCAUCCCAAACACUGAAUGUCAGCUGUCGGGCAGUGUCAUUCUCCCUCCGUGAGUUGGCCCCGCUUCAGAGAGAGCUCGUCCCAGGCCUGCUAUAGGCCGGUUUGGAGGGGGGCGGUGUUCCGGGUUGCUCCUCUGGUGACCCUGUGAGAGAUGAGCUGGGCGGAGGAGGACUGGACGGUGGGCCUGUCGGGCCUGGCCCUGCGGAAGGUGAAGGAGAUGCAGGUGCAGCAGGAGAGGCUGCAGAGGGAGAAGCAGCAGAAACAGCUGCAGCUGGACAGCAGCCAGACAGCCCUGCACAAGCAGACCGCCAAGCAUGAGGAGGUGCGCGGGGAGCUGCUGCGCGUGCAGAGGGAUCUCCAGGUGGCCUUGGAGGAGGCGCAGGCCGGGGCAGGCACGCGGGAGCGUCUCCUCCAGGAGCUGCAGGUGAAGCAGGCGCAGGUGUGCUCCCUGGAGGGCCAGCUGGACUCCUCCCGCGCCCACGCACACACCCUCGCGCAGGAAGUCAAAAGGUUGGAGGCAGAGCUUGAGAAGCUUCAAAACAGCAGCAGCUCUGGAGACUCCAUAUUGUUUUCCACCCCGUGCUGGAACAUGAACUCCCCAUGGGACCAUAAUGAAGGGAAGCAUGAGGACAGGCACGGUCACAGAGCAGAGGGAGACAGCAAAGCUCUCCAUGUCCGACAACAGCUCCAAUUCUCCGACAGUCCCAAACCUUUGCCCUCGUUCCCUCGACAUCUGCCCAAGAGCACCCCCCAUCGGCACCCCUCUCACCAGUUGGACUCCUCCGCUGUCUCCUCUGUGUUUCCGUGGGAACGGGGUGACCCGCAGGCUGCUGAGAGGGGGCGGCCCACCGCUCCCUCCUCUCCCGCAGCACCCUCUGCUGAUGUCAUCAGACGAGGCCAGGACUCUGGGGAUUAUGGGAAAGAGGAAGAAAUGGGGAAAAGGUGCGUGUCGGAGCUGCAGAGCCGAGUGUGUGUUUUGGAAGGGGAGCUGUGUGCGGAGGCAGAGCGGUUGAGGCAGACCCAGGACCAGCUGACCCAGACCAGGAGAGAGCUGGGCUCCAGAGAGCACAGCCUGCAGAAGGCCCGCGACGAACUCAGCCUCGCACACACACGCAUCUCCCAGGAGAGCGACCGGGUGUCCUCAGCAGAGCAGAGGCAGAAGCAGCUUCAGGAGGAGCUGAAGUGUCAGAGACAGAACACAGAGACCAGCAGGGUCCACGCCCAGCAACGCACCCGGGACCUGGAGAAACAACAUCAGAGGGACGUGUUGGAGCUGCAGAAAGAGCGUCAGUCCCUAGAGAAGCAGCAUCAGCAGGAAGUCAACAAGCUCAACCAGGAGAUCCAGCAGGCUAGGACGCUCCACAACGCCCUGCAGGCCCAGUUUGAGAAGCUGUCUCUCCAGAAGCAGGCGGCGGAGAGCGAGGCGGAGGGGCUGAAAGAGAAGCUCAGAUGGACAGAGGGAGAACUGAAGGAGAGCAAGAAGGUGGAAGCCCAGACCCAGGCCAAACUGACGGAGGCACAGCGCGAGGCCGAGGGGCUGAGCGUGACUCUGGAGCAGAGCAGGAGGAAGGAGAAAGGCCUGGAGGAGGAGGUGAAGAGGCUGACCCAGGACCUGGCUGACGCCCUCAGGAUCCUGAAGGAACUACAGGACCAGCAGACUGCCUCGGUGGUCCCGGUUACCCCAGUCCACUUCAGCCCCUCAGGGCAAAGCUUUGCCCCCCUCCCAUCUCCGCACCACGCUCGACUAUCCUCACACACCCUCAAGAAACUUGCCAGAGAGGAGCGAGGGAGGGAGGGCGAGGAGGAUAGGGGGGACAGGGAGAACGCUGGCUGGAAAGCCAGUUACCCCUCAGAGAGGGAGCCGGGCGAGGGCAUCGACGCAGAGCACAUCUCCUCCUUCAGCUCGGCCGGCGUCGAAGAACCCAGGAGGGCGGGAGAGAGGGCGGGGCAGGAGGAGAGGCAGAGGGGAGAACCGAGCCCAGAGACGUUGGUUGAGGAUGCCCUCAGAAGAGAAGCUUCAACCAAAGCCCAAGAUGCGCCUCAUCGUGUCCACACGGCUCACCCAGACCCCGAGAGCCCCUCCCGUUCCCGAUCCGACGGUCACCCCAGCUCGGACGACCUGCGGCGCGAGAACGCGGCGCUGCUCUCGGAGCUGCGGGACGUGAAGGAGGAGCUCGCCAAGCGGCUGGAGGACCUGGAUGGCCAGCGCAGGGCGGAGGCCGAGACCAGGACCCGCCUCAAACAGCUGAGCCGCAAACACGCCGCCCAGGCGGAGCACGGGCGAGAGAGGGAGGAGCAGGACAGGGAGAGGAAGAGGGAGCUGGAGGAGGAGAGGGCCGAGAAGGAGAGGUUGAAGCAGGCUGUGGUCGCCCUGGAGGCGAAGGCCAAGAGGGGGAGGGAGGAGAUGGUGAGGAGGGAGAGGGACCAGGAGAGAGAGAGGGACCACGAGGACAGGGAGAGCGAGCGCAUUGAGCUGAACAUCCAGCUCAAGAAGCAAUUGGCGGAGGUGAAGACAUUGCUCGCGCUCGAACGGGAGGAGAGGGAGAGGGAGAGGGAGGCGGAGAGGAAGAGGAUGAAGAAGAAAGGGAUGGAAGGAGCGGGGGACCUGACUCUCAAACUCACAGAGCUGGAGGCAGAGUUGGAAGAACUGAAAAAUCGAGGAAGUGUAGAAGGGAAGAACAGUAACGAGAGGAACAGUCCUCUGACAUAUCUCACGCUCCAGAGCGACAUCAACUCCAACUCCAACAUCAUCACCGACACUAAGUUUCUCCCUUCGCCGGACCAGCACCGCCUUUUCUGCGAGUCCUCUAAUCAACAGAAUAUGGCUGUCUCCCUGGCAACAGCAGCCGCAGAUCUCAUCCAGGAAGAAGCACAUCUGACCAAACUUCCGGAACUCUCAAUACCAACGAUUGUGGCACAAACCACUUUGGUAGCCAAGAAGGGGGUGUCCACUUCCAACCUGGAGGAAACCACUUGUGAAGCUCUGAGGGGAGAAUCUUUCGACCAGCCAGACCUAGCAGAGACUGCUUUAGAGCCCCAAGUGGAGUCUAACACAGACUUAAAGGAGACUACCAAGGAUCCGUGGGGGGGGGGGUGUGCUUGGGAGCUAGCCCAGGAGGUGGAGCGUCUGCGUGGUGAGAACGCCAGAGAGGCGGGGCAAGCUUUGCAGACACAGGCUAAACUGGAGGCCCUGCAGACCCAGGUGACCUGCCAGACCCGGCAGCUCACCCUGGCCUUCGACAAGCAGAGCCAACACAUAGUGGACCUGCUCGCGGAGCUGCAGCUGAAGGAGGGCGCCCUCUUCAGCCAGGGAGGGGAACUGCAGCGCUGUAGGGAGGAGCUGGCCUCGCUCACGGCACCGAGACAGAAGGAGCAGGGGGAGAAAGACGUGAAGAAACGAGAGGAGGAGGGAGAGAGAAACACAGAGACACCAGAGGAGGAGAAGGAGAAGGAGGAGGAGGAAGCAGCAGAAGGAAAGGAGGGUGGAGAAGCUGAAAAUCAGAAGCACAAUAUGAAAUUGGAAGAGAAUAUAAUUCACCUCCAUCUCCUCACUGCUACACAAGAGCCGUCUGUAUCCAAGGGAGAUGUGUGUCUCACCAGGACUGAGGACCCUCAGAGACAAGAUGGCGGAGAAGAAGCCUUUGCUAAAGAACUACAAACUCUCAAACAAGAGAACCAUCAACUGAAAAUGAGACUUCAAUCUCUGGAAGCUUCAGAUAGAGAAACAAGGAGUUCUGUUAGCGAGAUAACACCGCCUGACACUAUUGAAGAUCCUGACAGGACACCAGUAGAGGAGAGGGCUGGAAAUUACCUCACUUCCUCUCCCAUGGAACUCAAGGGGGAACAACUCAUUGAAGGAGUCAGUGACAUCACUCCCAGCCUGAAGUCUGCGCUGCAGGAUGAAGAUAAACCAAAGGACGAGAUGAGAGAGGACAGGAAGAUUCAGGAGGAGGGGGAGGAGGAGGGGGAGGCGGUGUCUGAAGAAGAGAGUCAUUCAGACAGGAUGACUCAACCUCAGAUCAACUGCCUACAACAACAGGUGGUGGCACUGCAGGCCCAUCUGCAGAUCCUCUCUGAGGAGCACCAGAAGCAGGCGGACGAGCUGGUGCUGUGGAGGCUGACCACCAAUGAGCUGACUCAGGUACAGAUGCCCUGGCUGACCCAGGACCAGACCCUGGAACAGGCCACCUGUCUGGGCCAGGAGGGCCAGCCUGUCCCGGGAGGGUCCCCCAGCUCUGUGACGGUGAUCAGAGAGGAUGAGCUGCUCCUCUCCUGCACUUCCAGCAGACUGUAUGGGCGGACCCUGGGCUCAAGAAUACAGCACUGCACCUCCCCUGAACCAAAUCCCCUCCAGUACUCUCCCAGACAGAGCUCCAGUGGACCUCAGGAACACAUGAGUCCUGAGGAAGAUGAAGAUGAAGCUAAUCGCACUACGGUUGUUCCCAAAGAAGCUCACUCCAGCUCAGGGCACCAGGUUAAAGCUUUAGGGCUUGCAGACACAGAUGAAUCAAGACCCAGAGGCCAGACCCAGACCAAAGAAGUUGAACCUAGAGAGAAUGCGUCUCACCCUGCUAGUGACAUGGAGGCCCAUUCAACCCAAUCACUGUCCCUGGAGAACCAAACUGCACCUGACCAAUGUAACACUAAGCAGCGGGAGACGAUAUCAGUGUCCGACUUAGUUGUUGAUUUUAACCACCUCUCCUCAAGUCACUGCAAACGUCCUCAAACUACAACUACCAUGGUCUCCACCUUAGAAAGCCAAACUACAGUGGAGCAGGUCCAAUUGGAGGGUCAAAGGUCUGAAUUGAGCGAAUUGAUCCCACCCCAGAUCUCUACUUCAGUUUUCCCUUCAGGAAUGUCUGACGAGAAAUAUCCAGCAGAGGGUGAGGGAGGUCAAGGGUCAAAGUUCACAAAGGCUGCCAAACAUUCAGAUGCUUUAGAAAAAGUAAGCCAAAUGGAGGUGAGAAGCACUGCCACUCAGACUGAGGAGGGCUCUGCCACCACCCCCACCCCACAUGAACUACACCAAGCCUCCACGCAGACUGAGGAGGAGGAGGAUGAGGAAGAGCUGGUGGACUCACCUCCUCUGUCUCCCAUCCCACCGGCCGAAGGCUGUGACCGACUGCUGUUCUCUGGUUCUUUCCCCAUCCCCUCUGACCCCGCCCGCCUGGCCGAACGCAUCCGCCGCAGCCGGAGCCAGAUGUCAGCGGCGUACGACGACACGGAGUACGAACCCUACGGCCUGCCUGAGGUCGUCAUGAAAGGUUUUGCCGACAUCCCCAGUGGGCCUGCCUGUCCCUACAUUGUGAGACGGGGGCUCCUAGGUACACCAGCAGUGCCUCUCCCUCCAAAAGAGCCUGGGCCAAAAGAGGGGGGCAGGGGGAGGCCCAAGCAGCCUUAAAACACACUACAGGCACAGCUCAACACAAAUUUCCAGAAGAAAAACUCUGGUUUCCUGAUCAUCAUCACUGCCUGGAGUGUGAGGAAAAAUGGCUGGCUGGAUGGAUGAAUUGAAGAAAGAAUGAAUGAAUAAAAACGGUACUUCAUAUGGCAUCAUGUGAAACGACUAGCUGCUAGAAUUGCCCCCCCCCACACACACACACACACACACCAUUUUAAUAUCUACCUGCUUAGGUUUAGUGAUUUAUCUUGUGUUAGUUGCGGCUUGACGUUAAAGUCCCUGAAAACUUGAAUGUAUGUGCAUUGCCUUAUUUAUUGACACGAGAAUGUGUUUGUCUAUGAUUCUGUAAGCAGAAGUCUGGGCAGCUGGGUAUGUGAAUGUGUACGUUUGCGUCAGAUUUGACAUCCAAUGUGUAUGAAUGCGAGCCGGCUCAUGUGUUGUGUGUCCUCGCUGUUUUCUUAAUGUUGAUGUGUGUGCGCAUGAACGUGUGCAUGACUAAGCCUAACCUGAGUUUGUUUCCGCUCCAUGUAUGGUCAUUAAGUGUGAGCUCUCUCUCUCUCUCUCUUUUGCUCUCACACACACUUGACAUAAUGCUUUAAUACACUCAACUGCUUUGAAAUGACAGAAAAACACAAGUUCUUGUGGGAUUUUCUUUUUUUUGUAGCUGCAAUGUACCGAAUUUUAGUGUGUUUAGUGCCUAUUUUGUUUAGUAGAUUAAAUUGCAUUUAAUUUAUUUGAUUGAUGAAACAAUUUUUAUAACUUUUGUUUUUGUGGCGCAUGGUUUUGUGCUAUAAAUAAACGUUAAGUUGAUUUUAUAGACUAGUUUUCCAUUAAAGGUUGUAUGUUUUGUCGCCGUUUUUACAGAUAACUUUCUGACCGAUGCGAUGAACUGGUUUACUUUUAAAGCUACUCUUUUUACUACUAGUGAUUCAUAGUUGAGCAUACUUGAAGUGGGUUUUGAAUGUUUUGUUUCAUCUUGUAGAAUAACACCUUUUUCAAACUAAUUGACACCCCGGACAAGGAAAUGUUCAUGUACAUUUUUGGGGGGGGAAGUUGAUUGAAAUGUUUAAAAAAAAUCCUAUAAUAGUGACUUUUAUUUUGAAGUAAAUAUGUGCUUUCUUUGAACUCUGGACUGUUACAGUCUGGGGCUCUGUUUGAAUAUGCUGUAGAUUUAGCUUCUACCAUCCCCAGGUGACUACUGUUCCAACUCAUCUGUUUUGGUGAAACCAAGGUCUUCGGUGCAUGUAGUUCACCAAUCCACUCUUUGUUAAAUCAGUUAUAAAACUUAGGGACAUGGAAAGAAAGGAUUUGUGUUUUCAGUGUUUGAACAGGUCCUUCUGCUUCUGAUUUAAUACUUUAUGAAAUUGACUGGGAAAUGUUCAUAUUUUGGUGGGAGUUUUCAGUUCGAGCAACACUGAAUUCCUUCCUCUGUUUGACACUUUUAUGUGAAUGUAUCUGUGUUGAUACUUGCAAAUUAAAAUAGUUGAUCUCA